Messenger RNA from Drosophila santomea, 6740 nucleotides. RefSeq lists its product as uncharacterized. Gene Ontology annotation, molecular function: metallodipeptidase activity. Lineage: Eukaryota; Metazoa; Arthropoda; Insecta; Diptera; Drosophilidae. Gene Ontology annotation, biological process: proteolysis. Bases 1910 to 5146 code for a protein of 1078 amino acids. The record is from RefSeq and is a predicted model, not a curated record. The transcript is spliced from 15 exons.
CAUCCGUUCACUGAGGCGGCUCGAUGGUGCUACGCUCACCGAAAAAUCCCAGAGACGAGCAACGCGUUCGGUCGGUUGUUUGUGUGUGUCAGUGGGUGAACAGUGCGUAUGAGUGAUUUUCCGUGGCACUGAAGGAGGCCCAAAACGAACCGGUGGACCUUAAAGUUGUUGGGUAAACAACGGAAAGUCGGUUAAGCGUGGCAAGUAACGGGUUGCGGAUUGAAUAAACAAGGCCAAGAGCGAAUGUAUGGAAUGGAAUGUGCACAAACUGCAGAAAAAUUCAAAGAAAAAGUUACACAAAUAUUCAACAACAAAUCAAGCCAAAAAUAAGCAUCAACAUCAACCGGAAAUCAACUAAAUUGUCGUCACUCCAAUCAAGUGGAAAUUUGAUUAAAAAAAGGAGAGAAGGGAGGCCAAAGGAAAAUAACUGAAGGGAGAGCAGGGGAAAAUUUGAUAAAUUCGAAAAAAGGCAAUAGACGAGUACGAGUGCGAGUGCGAGUGCGGAAGGAAAAUAGAGUGCGGGUCUAUCAAAAGGUAGCAGCAAAGGAAAUCAACACCCACGCACAUGAACGAGUUUGUUGCACGGGUGCGGCAAAACAUUAAAAAUCAGCGGAGCGUGAAGCUUACACAAAGCUCAAAAAAAUCUAGAGUCCCACAUGAACAAAGCGAGCGAAAAAUACGUUGCACUGAAACACUAAAAAUAAAAACAGCAAUACAACAGAGUAACGAAGGGAGAGAACAAAUUGUAGUGCAAAAAAUUAAAAGAUUUCACUGGGGGAACAACUAAGCCAGCUCUAGAAGAAAGGCGAACAACAAGGACGAGCCAGCUGACGGCCAGGACACAUAAACGUCUUUUCUCUCCUUUGGGCUGGCGCACGAAAUUAAGUGCAGAUUAUCAGAAGAUUAUAUUUUAAUAGCAUUUCAAGCUGUUUCCUUUGGCCAACAAAGGCGAGGCAGGACCUCCCCGAAAAGGACUCCGCUGGAGGACGCCUGACCCCAGGACGAUUGUGUAUGUGUGUGCUACAAGUGCGGCUUACUACAUGAUUACCGCCAAGGAUUUUUCUCGGGCCUCCGUUUCGGGAUUCUGUGCCUGCGAAUAGCUGGGCAAACACAUAAGCGUGCCAGAAAUUGAAAUUAAAGAUGGAAUUAAGUGUCGCGAGUGCAUGUGUCGGCUUAACAAAUAUUGUGUGAUAGUGCCUGUGAGUGUUCCUACACCGUAUCCCCAAUAUCGAGCAUACGCCGUGUGGCCCACCCUAGAAAGCGAAGCGGAAAUAGCAACAGAAUUAGCUCGGCAGAGAAAGGAAAAAUUGAGAAAAGAAUCGGAGAACCAGAGAACUGCAGAGCUGGAGAACUGGAGAACUGGAGCGUGAGGCCCAACUAAACAGGAGAACUGACUUUCAAUCCGUCAAGUCAAGUACUCCUAAUAUUAAGUUCACCGUCAGUUUACUCAAGGGAAGAACGGCGUUUUCAAGUUAUUAUAGGCAAACAUCCGGCGGCGACUAAGCCAAGUCUAUUAACAGGGCAAACAAAGCCAGCCCGCCAAAGAGGAACUGAUUGCAAGGAAGCGAAAAGAAUGUAAGCAGUCAAAAAAAGGAAGAAAUCCGAAAAAGCUGGCAAUGAGAGGGCCAAGACGGCAAGGGGCGAGGGCCAGAAUUGAAACAGUUAGCUGGCAAAUCGGAUUGCGAAUCUGCUGUAUUGACACAAGGAAACCGUUAGCCGGCUUAGCCAGCAAGAGGGCAAAUUUAAAAUUAAAAAUAUAGCAAGCAAGCCCGUUUGAAAUCAAAGUGAUAUGCUAAUGCCCCAGUCGCGAAGGACUCGAAGUCGUGUGGCAUGAAUAUUUCAUGAGCGGAGGAGUGAUGACAAUAAGCCGGCUCCGGGAAUAAAAGACGCGCAGAGUGAAAUCAGGACGAUGACGGAGCUAAGACGGGCUAAUGGCCUGCACAAGCAGCACUCCCUGAGAGAUCGACAGGUGCAUCCCAUGCUGCACGCCUUGGCGGAUCACGGCUGCAACCUGAGCAGCGGUGGCAACAGUGCGGCCAGCACCACCAGCAGUAGUACGGCCACGGCCACCACAGCACUUGGUGGUGCCGGUGGUUUGGGCGGUGUGGCUGGCUUGAACGGUGGUGCUUGCAUAACAAGUCAGCGGAGCGUGGAGUUCGAUGAGCAUGACAUCUUCUACGUCUCACCAUCGAAGCGAAAAGGAGCCACUUCAGGUUCCUCCGGCAAUGUGGUGACCUUCUCGAACUUUGUGAGCGAACAGCGCCUAACGCCCUCGUCGUCGAACCGUGGAUCCCUGAAGCGGAGCAAGGGCCGCUCCAAUCAGUCCCUGUGCAGCUGCGAUGCUGGCGACGAGGCCCAACUGGAUUUGCAACCGAAUGCGGCAAGGCCGCUGUACGAGUACAGUCUGGAACGAAAGCGUAAGACACACACAUACUCCUGCGAGCAGAAUGCGCAGAUACUUAUGAGACUGGAGCGCGAGCGUAAUCGUAAAUUAUCGCUGACUGGGAUGGAAACGGGAUUGGGAAUCGGGCUGGGACUGGGACUGGGAGUGGGAAUGGGAUCUGGAGGAGGAGCAGGAACAGGAACAGGAGCAGGAGCAGGAGGAGGAGGAGGAGACCCCCAGAGCGACACGCCCAGCUUGUCGGAUGUGGAUGUGAUACCGCCUGUGCCACCACCCCCAUCGAUGAAACGCAAUGGCAGCAUGCGCAGCCUGCGAUUGUUGCAACAUUUGCAGCAGCAGCAGCAGCAACAGCAAAGCAGCCACAAUAACAACUUGUCGCAGCUGUGCAGCAGCGAUCUGUUGCAAGAGUGCACUAAGUCUGCACUGGAUGAGUGUACUGCCACAUUGCUCAAGUGCACCACAACUAGCAAUCACAGCAGCAGCAACAGCAACAGCAAUGCGAGCAACAAUUGCAACAUCGCUGCCAGCAUUAGUCACAAUAACAACAAUCAGGUGAAGCCGGACCUCUGCCAACCGCCCGGCCACGCCCACAAUCACAGGCAUAAGCUGCCCGGCAAUGCCACGCCCACAACCAACCCGCCACCGCCCCCGCCCCCUUUUGCCGCCCACGAGGAGGACGAGAUAUUCUCGCCGCACUCAAAGAAGUCGGACCCGAGCCUGUGCUUCCUGCCAGGCGGCGGCAAUACGUCCUCGAAAUACAAUACCAUCGGGCCGAGCAGCGAUUAUGCACGGCAUUUGGCGCACUAUAGUCGCUACCUGCAGAAGCAGCACCACCAGCAACAAAUGGCGCACUUUCAGCAGCAGCGCUGUCGCUGCUUCUCGCAGUCCUUGCUGAGUUUUCCGCAGCAACAGCAGCAAAAGCAGCAGCAAAAGCAACAGCAGCAGCAGCUGCAACAUGCAGACGCACAACAACAUCAGGAGGCAGCCGAGCAGCCGGCAAUCUUUCACACCAGCAGCAUGGACUGGUCGCUGCCAAUUAAUAGUCGCAGCUUUGGCAAUUUGGUGAACAUCGACGGUUCGGGCGGUACUGGUGGUUGCCGUGUGCCGUACCAGAAAAUGCAUUCGGGAACCGCAGUUUCAGGUGGUGCAAUGGCCAACGGCUGCCUGGGCCUGGGCCUGGCCGCCUCAUCCACAUUUACGCUCACAUCCUUCGACAGCGACAUCGGACACGGCCUCAAAGAACACGAGUCGCAGACAUCACUGCACCAUCCGCACACGCUUCCGCAUCCGCAUCCGCAUUCGCACACCCACUCGCAUCCGCAUCCGCAUCAUUAUCACGCCCAUGUGGGUGGUGCAGCGGUGGGCGGUGCGGUCGGCGGAUCAGGUUCGGUGACGCCGCAGAAGCACCACCAGCUCCACUCGAGCGUGACGAGCAUCAUGCCAUGGAAGCACCGCCAGUGUCCCAGCAGGGGAUCCUCCAGCUCCGGCACGAACUCGUUCCGAUUCGAUGCAGCCAAGCACUGGCUAGCAGUGAGCUCCAUCCUCCUGAUAAUUGGCGCUGCCAGUGUGGCCGUGCCACUGGCGCUACGUGUGGCAGCAAGUGCACCCUUUGAGGAGCGUUUGCGAGUGGCAGUUCAGCUCCUGGAUCAAGUGCCUUUAAUCGACGGGCAUAACGACCUACCCUGGAAUAUUCGCAAGUUCCUGCACAACAAACUCAACGACUUCAAUUUUGAUGAGGAUUUGCGCAAUGUAAUGCCCUGGGGUCGCAGCCAUUGGAGUCACACGGACCUCACGCGACUGAAGAAGGGACGCAUAUCAGCACAGUUCUGGGCGGCCUACGUUCCCUGUGAGGCGCAGCAUCGAGAUGCAGUGCAGCUGACUCUGGAGCAGAUCGAUGUAAUAAAGCGGCUGACGGAUCGGUAUUCCCCGCAGCUAACUACUUGCACCUCCGCACAGGACAUUAUCGAUGCCCACAAGAACCAGCAAUUGUGCUCCUUGACCGGCGUGGAGGGGGGUCACUCCCUCGGGGGAUCCCUGGCGGUACUGCGCACCCUGUAUGCCAUUGGGGUCCGCUAUAUGACGCUGACCUCAACCUGCCACACCCCCUGGGCGGACUCCAGCUAUGCGGACGCGCCGACCUUCAACAUGAAACAUGGCGGCCUCACCAUUUUCGGCAAGACAAUCAUCCGCGAAAUGAAUCGACUGGGAAUGAUGGUCGACCUGUCCCACGUCUCCAAGGGAACGAUGAGGGACGCCCUGGAGGUGAGCGAGGCACCUGUGAUAUUCUCGCACUCCUCCGCCUACGAGCUCUGCAACACGAGCCGCAAUGUCCAGGACGACAUCCUGCGGGCGCUGGCCAAGAACGGGGGCCUGGUCAUGGUCAACUUCUACUCGAAGUUCCUCUCCUGCAGCGACAACUCGACCGUGCACGAUGCAGUCGCGCAUAUUAAUCACAUUAAGCGAGUCGCAGGCAUCGAUCACGUUGGACUGGGCGCCGGCUACGACGGCAUUAAUUAUACCCCCAAAGGACUGGAGGAUGUGUCUUCAUAUCCGACUCUAUUUGCUGAACUUCUUGGAGGCGGCUGGACAAUUGAUGAGCUCACCAAGCUGGCUGGCGGCAACUUCCUCAGAGUCAUGCAGCAGGUGGAAAAGCUGAGGGAUGACAAAAAGGCGGCUGGCGUGAAACCGUUUGAGGAUCAUCCGAACUUCCGCACGGACGACCCCUACAAUUGUACAUCCAGCUAAUUGGGCACCGGACCCAAGAACAAUGAGGUUGUACCAGAAAUGCCGGGGAAGUACCCGAAAGUCACCGAACUCGUAGGGAAAAGCGAUGGAACUCCUGCUUCAGAUGUAUAGUAAAUAAACCUAUGUAGCAAACUUAAAAAAUAUAAACUUAACUAACGAUAUAAAUACUUACGAUUCGUAUAAGGUUUAAAUAUAUAUUUUUAAGAUACAUAAAUAUGUAAAUGCCUGAUUAUUUGGCAACGGAAAUAUCUUCCCAUUCGCCCUGGUAAUCGAAUCGAAUUUCUUUUCAUUUUGAGACAAUCUACAGACUGCCAAGGAAAAACCACACCUACUUUUAAAUUGCACCAGAGGCCCACACAAAAUUUAUGUAAAACUAAGUUAUUUUCUACCUCGAGUCCAUAUGGAAACCAGACUUUGUUAGCUCAUCUCCAACUGGACCAACGAACAAUUCACUUCUCUUCUGUGAAACUUCAAUUAUUCCACUAAUUUACAUGAAAACUACAUAUCAAGCAUGUAUUGAACUAAGAUAUUUAAUUAGCGAAAGUAUUUCAUUUAGCAUUGCGAAUCCAAUGCGAAUACUUAUGAGUGGGAAAGCAUACACUUAUAAAUAAUGAGUAAAAUAAUUGAAUACUUUCGAUUCAGUGGGAGCAGACGUAAAUGAAAUGUUUAGUUAAAUUUUUAAGCAGUUUUGGGGCGUCAAAACUGAAAGAAUAAAUAGCGUAAUAAAUACUAAAUUAGUUCGUAAGCAAAGUGUAGGCGUGGCACUGCCUGCUACACGAUCAUUGUACAUAAAUUCCGUGGAGAAUACGUAUAGGAACAAUUUAUAAUGAUAUAGAAGUUUUCCAACAUAUAGUACAUACAUACAUACAUACUACAUUCCUUUUCACCUACCACACAGAUACAUAGAUCUCUCAGUCAGUCUCUCUGUACCUUCUGAACAAAAAGAAAACAUAAGUUGAAAAUAUAGGAAAAUGAGAAAAUGUAGCCUAAGUAAACAAAUUAUACAUACUUAACAACAUACAACAUAUUGCAAGCAAAUAGCGAAAAACCGAAAAGAAACAGAACCCAAGACAAAAUCAAUAAUUGUACAUUUUCUAAACCGAAACCGAAUAAUAAACUGUAAACACCUUUAUAAAGAUUAUUAGCAUGAGAAUCUACUGUUACGUUUUGUACGACUUUGUAUGUGUAUAUAGCAUUUUUACCUAUACGCUAAUUUGUAUGGUCAUUAUAUAGUUUUCUAGCGAACGAUUCAAGCGUAUUAUUGUACUGGUGUACUGGUCUGAUGAGCAGAUUUGUUGGUAAUCACAUAGCUAUAAGUCUGGCCUGGAAGGUCGAAAAUAAAUAUCUGUAAAGUUUAUACAUAUACGAAUAUGCGUAGACCUAGGAAUAAAACCGAACUAGAAUAGAAAGACAUGCAUAUAUACACUACAGUUCGAUUCUCCAAAUGUCUUUACACUUAUUUGAUCUCCUCCUCAGUUUGAAAUUAAACAAAAGCAUACACUCAAUCUCAGACACGCAUAUGUAAAACCAAAUUGUAGUUAAAAACUUGAAAAUGGUAAAAUAAUUAGCGAAUAAAACUCUAAAGGCAAACCAA